AUGGACUUCGCUCGCCGGAAAGCGGCGGCGCUGGCCGCGCUCUCCUCGCCGGCGCCGGACAAGUCACCGAAAGGCGGCGUAGACGCCCCCAUCGCCCCGCUCCUCGACGCGCUGAACUCCCACGCGGAUCUCUUCACCACGUCCUCCUGCUCCGGCCGCAUCUCAGUUCUCGCGCAGCCCUCGCCGCAGUCCCAAGCGGCCGACCCCAAGCCCAAGAAGAAGGCCCGGGGCGGCGGGUGGUUGUACAUCUCGCACGACCCCGCUGACCCGGACGCAGUUGUGGAGCUCCUGUUCGGUGGGACUGGAUGCGGAGAGAGGGGUGGAGGGGACGAGCUCGUGUUCAGGUUCGAGCCGAUGAUCGUGGCGGUGGAGUGCAGGGAUGCUGCGGCAGCCGCGGCGCUCGUGGCCGCUGCAAUCGGGGCGGGGUUCCGGGAGUCAGGUAUCACAAGCUUGCAAAGACGGGCAAUGGUAGCAAUAAGAUGUUCAAUUCGCAUGGAGGUGCCUCUUGGUCUGACAAAUGAACUUGUUGUUUCUCCUGAGUACAUCCGGUACCUUGUUAGAAUUGCCAACUGUAAGAUGGAGGCAAACAAGAAACGAAUGGAUGGCUUUCUAGACGUUUUGCAGUCAAAGGUCGAUGCAGACUACACUCAACCAGGUCUGCCAGGUAUAUCUAGGUUGCAAGUUCAUACCAAAAAAGACGAUCGAUCUUUGGGCUCUGAAGUUCAGGCGUCACUCAAUCAGAGUGUACAAACACAUGAUGAACUGUUAGUUACGGAAAAGAGACGUGGCAGCUAUAAUUGUGACGCUGGUACCAAAGGUGAUUGUGAAAUUGGUGAGAAUUCAAUAGAAGGGUCAUAUUAUGAAAAUCGAGAUGCUGUACGCAACAACAUUGCGAAGCAUGGUUUUGGUAAUGCUGAACGAUUAAUGCAUGAGGGAAGACUAUCAGCAUCAUCGGGAAAUAGAAGUUCCCAUCUUUCUAUUACUGAGUUGAAGAUCAGUGGUGAACCAGUUGAGAAGCUCUUCUUAUGGGGCCAAUCUGCUUGUGCGUUUACUGUUGGAGGAGAGCAGCAGGUCCUAACUUUCGGUGGUUUUGGAGGACCAGGAAGACAUUCAAGAAGGAAUUAUUCCCUUCUGCUUGAUCCCACAUCUGGUUUGUUGAAGGAAAUAAACGUUAAAGGUUCACCUUCACCACGGAUGGGUCAUACAACUACUGCAGUAGGCAACCAUAUUUAUGCUGUUGGAGGUAGGGCUGGUCCUUCAGAAAUUCUUGAUGAUGUCUGGGUUUUGCAAAGCACAGAAAAUAGAUGGUCAAGAGUAGAGUGCAGUGGGGAUAUUUUCCAUCCAAGGCACCGACAUGCUGCUGCAGCAGCAGCUUUGAAAAUAUAUGUAUUUGGUGGACUCAGUAAUGAAGGCAUAUAUUCUUGUCUGAAUAUAUUGGACACAGAAAGCAUGCGAUGGAAUGUGAUUUCUGCUGCUGGUGAAUGGCCAUGUGCUCGACAUUCACAUUCUCUGGUGUCUUAUGGGUCAACACUGUUCAUGUUUGGGGGUCAUGAUGGUCAGCGGGCACUGAAUGAUUUUUAUAGUUUUGAUACAACAACACUUAGUUGGAACAAAGAAAUCACUAGCGGAAGAACUCCCUCUCCUAGAUUUUCACAUUGCAUGUUCAUCUAUAAACACUAUAUUGGGAUACUUGGUGGUUGCCCAAUCAGAGAAAACAACCAAGAAAUAGCAUUGCUACACUUAAAGCAUAGAGUCUGGUUCCAUGUCUCCAUUCCAGCUCUAGGUCAAUGCCUUUGUGUGCGUAGCUCAUCUGUUGUCACCGAUGAUGAUCUUGUUGUUAUUGGCGGUGGUGCAUCUUGCUAUGCAUUUGGAACAAAAUUUUGUCAACCAGUAAAAAUUGAUCUUCAUUUGCUGGAGUCAGUAUUUGAACUUGCUUACAAGAAGAACGACAAUGCCGUACAGAGUUGGGAUGCAACAUAUACAAUGGAUUUACAAGAACGUGAGCAAAAUGGCACCUUUAUUAGUCAUAACGUGAAGUCAAUGGUUGAUGCUGCCACUAAUGGUAUUGCUGGUUCAGAUCCUCUGGUUUUCCAAUUGGAAAAGAAAUAUGCCAAAUUAGCGAAGGAUAUUCUAAAAAAGUUUGGAUGGUUGGACCUUGCUAGAAAAGUUCAAGUGAGCCAGGAUAAUGUCCUUGUUCUUUUUCCUGUUAGUAGAAACUUCCACACCUUACUCACUGAUCAACAUUCCAAGCUGCUAGAUGAUGAUUCAUGUAUCUCUAAAGGACUACUUGGAUGUCCGGAAAAGAAGCUUAUCGGUGCUAGCAUUGCUCUUCAUGAAGCAUUGGAAAUAUUAUCAUCGUUUCAUGGUUCUUUUUUGAAAGAUGAACUAGCUCUCAGCCGAAAAGCUUAUAAAUCUCCUCAAAUCAUCAUGAGAGAACUUAUAUCUUCUCUACUGGAAAGAAAAGGAAUGCCCUCUCGGUUGUUAGAGCAGCUGCCAACUAGGUGGGAAACCUUAGGUGAUAUCACCGUGCUUCCAAAGACUUGUUUUAAGGACCUGCUGUGGGAAUCAGUUAGAGAAGAACUUUGGCAACUAGUUGCCAAGUCGCUUGGGGCGCAACGUCUUGCACGCCAAGGGAAAAUCAUGCCAAAUGGCACAAGAGAUAGUACAUUAGAACUUCUUGUGGGUGAUAAUGGGUGGGUAACCCAUAAUGAAAAUGGCAUCUCUUAUUCACUCGAUGCAACAAAAUGCAUGUUUUCUUCUGGUAAUCGCUCUGAGAAGCUUCGAAUGGGACAGCUUGAUUGUAGAGAUGAAGUGGUUGUGGACUUGUUUUCCGGAAUUGGAUACUUUGUGCUCCCAUUUCUUGUGAAGGCUAAUGCGAAGUUGGUUUAUGCAUGUGAAUGGAAUCCACAUGCUCUGGAGGCUCUUCAGCGGAAUGUAAUGGACAACCAUGUAGCAGAUCGAUGCGUUAUACUUGAAGGAGAUAACCGUUUGACAGCACCAAAAGGGGUUGCUGAUCGUGUUUGUCUUGGGCUGAUACCCUGCAGUGAAUGUAGCUGGGCUACUGCUGUUAGGGCUUUGAGGGCUGGCGGAGGCGUAUUACAUAUACAUGGGAACGUCAACGACUCAGACGAGGCGCGCUGGUUGGACAAUGUUGUCGAAUCUAUCAGUAGCAUUGCGACAGCUCAUGGACUGUCUUGGAAAGUCUCUCUGGAGCAUGUCGAACGAGUCAAAUGGUAUGGGCCGCACAUUCGACAUGUUGUAGCUGAUGUCAGAUGCGGGUCAAACUGA
This is a messenger RNA of Triticum turgidum subsp. durum (durum wheat), 3288 nucleotides long. The record is from the annotation of a GenBank genome assembly. NCBI's taxonomy places the organism in Eukaryota, Viridiplantae, Streptophyta, Magnoliopsida, Poales, Poaceae.